Molecule: messenger RNA, 4639 nt
Organism: Anastrepha obliqua
Lineage: Eukaryota; Metazoa; Arthropoda; Insecta; Diptera; Tephritidae
Gene: fkh
Product: protein fork head
Exons: 2
Biological process (GO): anatomical structure morphogenesis; regulation of transcription by RNA polymerase II; cell differentiation
Molecular function (GO): DNA-binding transcription factor activity, RNA polymerase II-specific; RNA polymerase II cis-regulatory region sequence-specific DNA binding; protein domain specific binding
Source: RefSeq, a predicted model, not a curated record
AAGCCAAAGAGUACUCGAGCGCGCACAGCUGCCGAAAAAGUAGAAACGGACAACCGAUAACCGAAACGCACAGUGAAACGCCUGAGCCAAGUUAUAAACGUUUGCUUUGGCUUAGUUAUUUUCCCUACCGAUUUUUGCAGUCGUUAUUUGCUAGAUGCAUUGUUCAAUUGUAGUGUACGACUAUCGGGACUGACGGUUUGACCCGUCCCUACGCACAAACCGAAAACAAUUCGAGCAACCGACCAUCGAAGUCUUGGCAUUAGCAUUAGUGUCCGUCACGAACCGUAUUUGUGACCGCGUGCAUCGCAACACAAUAGCAAGAAUUAUAUUUUACGUACGAAUUGACAUACCGCAAAAUUGCAAAAACAAAUAAGUUCUUCAUAGAAAUAAUAAUAGAAACGAAACAAAAAAUAAAGCGAAAAAAAACCGAAACAGUGGUAGCAGUGGUAAAGCAAACACCAAAGCCAACAAGAAGUGUAAAGUGUAUUGAAGUGACGUCGAAGAAGAUGAGUGAAUGAGGGAGUGCGCGCAAUUGAUUUCCAAGUCUUGAAUUAAACUUACAAAUUGACAAAAUUGCUACCUGGCUGAAUUAAAGCUGAAAAUACCAGCUACUAUCCAGGUGCAUGCGCUCUGCCGACAUACCAACAGCUCACUUCCCAACGAGUGUAACUUUUUACGCGCAAGCAGGCAUAGCAAGUUAGCGCGAAUAAAAAUGUGAAUUUCUGUAUUUAUGUAAAAAUAAUUACCUGUAAUAAAAAACAAAAAAAUUCAAGUAGAAAACUGAUUUUUUAGUAAAGACACCAACCGAAAGUUCAUCCUUUCAAACACUUGUAAUAAGGUGCCGACUUCAGUCCGCCGCGAAGUCAGUGUUCGCGACGUCUAAUUCCGUCGGAAGUUUGAAAUUGUAUUAUUUCAUCCGCGCGACCAGUGAACAGCCGCCAACAUAACGGCGCAAUUGUUAAACAGUUUCCUGAAGGGAUCGCCCCACCAGACGACGAUCGACAUCAUGCAAAAACUCUACGCGGAGGCGCCGAGCAACGGGCCUCCGGUUAGCAUGAGCAGUAGCGUCGGUGCUGGUAGUGGUGGUGGCUCAAGUAGCGUCGGUGGUGGCACAAAUGCGGGCGGUGGCGGAGGCGGCGGUGGGAGUGGUGGCGGAAAUCCCUCGAACCCUCACCCAAACAACCCGACCAGCAAUGGUGGCACAAUGAGUCCGCUCGCACGCAGCGCUUAUACCGCAAUGAAUUCCAUGGCAAUGCCCGUCGGUGGUAUGUCUUCAGUUUCGCCACAAACCGCCGCAUUUGGUGCAUUGGAGUCUGCAGCAGCGGUGGCAAGCAUGAGCGGCAGCAUGGGCGCCGCAGCUGCUAUGAAUUCAAUGGCAGGUAAUUGCAUGACACCGAGUUCGAUGAGUUAUGCCUCAAUGGGCUCACCGUUGGCCAACAUGGGCAACUGCAUGGGUGGUGGCAUGUCGACGAUGGCUGCCAUGGGUGGUUACUCCUCCAUGGCAGCUGCGGCCAGUGCACGUGAGCUGGACACAGGGUCGCCGAACUCGCUGAACCGAGCACGCAUCGAUAAGCCGACUACCUAUCGCCGGAGCUACACACACGCCAAACCGCCCUACUCUUACAUCUCGUUGAUCACAAUGGCGAUACAAAAUAACCCGUCACGCAUGCUCACACUGUCCGAAAUCUACCAGUUUAUUAUGGAUCUAUUUCCAUUUUAUCGCCAGAAUCAGCAACGUUGGCAAAACUCUAUACGUCACUCUUUAUCGUUCAACGAUUGCUUCGUGAAGAUACCACGCACACCAGACAAGCCGGGCAAAGGUUCCUUCUGGACGUUACACCCAGAUUCGGGCAACAUGUUCGAAAACGGUUGUUAUUUGCGGCGCCAGAAGCGUUUCAAGGACGAAAAGAAGGAGGCGCUGCGUCAGCUGCAUAAGAGUCCGUCGCACAGCAGUCUCGAGGCGACAAGUCCUGGCAAGAAGGACCACGAAGAUUCGCACCACUUACAUCACCAUCAUAGCCGCCUGGAUAAUCACCAGCAGCAUCAUCACAGUAAAGACGUGACGGGCGCAGCAGUGGGAGGGCCAGGCAGUGUGCUCAGUAGCGCCGUUAGCCGAGAUCAGCUGGCGAUGAUGCAAGCAAACGCAGAGCUUUGUUUGGGCCAACAGGCGGCACAGCAUGUGCCCAGCCAUCACCAUCAACAACAUCACCAACUGCAGCACGAAGAGCUAUCGGUAAUGGUGAAUAGGUGCCAUCCAUCACUGAUCAGCGACUACCACCCUUCCAUGCAUCAUCUGAAGCAGGAGCCAUCCGGUUAUACGCCAUCCAGUCAUCCCUUCUCCAUUAACCGGCUCUUACCCGAGUCCAAGGCAGACAUCAAAAUGUACGACAUGAGCCAGUAUCCCGGCUACAAUGCACUCAGCCCAUUGACGAACUCACACGCGGCCUUAGGACAAGAUUCAUACUACCAGAGUCUCGGUUAUCAUGCGCCAGCCGGCACGACCAGUUUGUGACAUCACCAGUACCCAUUGGCUUAAGGGCGAGCUGACCAGAUGCUGCGAAACGUGAAUGUUAACGCCGCUAGUGGUAGCAGCAGCAGCAUCUUUGGUAGUGCCGCCGCAGCUGCAGCGGCGGCUGCUGGUCUAAAUACGCUGCACAACACCAACAUUGGCGGCAAUAUUGGAAGCAGUAGCGGCAGUGGCAGCGGCACCGGCAACGGCAAUGGGAAUACACAUGAAACACACUUGGAUCAACAUCACCAUCAUCAUCAUCACACCGCCGCCCACCAACUCCAUCACCAACAGUUGACGCAUCCACAUGCGGCACAUCAGCUGAUGCAGCAACAGCAACGCAAGGCAUAUAUUAAGUCAAUGCAACAACACUACCAACAACAGCAACAACAGCAUAGCGCCAGCAGCACUGGCAGCUCGAGUGCGCACAAGCUAAGCGCACAUCAGCAACAAUUGCUGCAGAGCCAAUUGACGCCACCAGAGCUGCAGGAUGAUGCAUCGAACAUUACAACCGAUUUGAAUGAGGAACAGCAGUUGCAGCUACAGCAGGCGGCACAACAACAACACCAGCAACUUUACAAUAAUUACCAACAAUAUGCGGCGGCUGCCUCCUACCGAAACUGGAACCACGGGCUGGCGCUGAACGGUGCGGCGGCGCUGCAAAACCUGCUCUAGUGCUGGGAACACUAAGAACCGUAUGCGAGUAUUGACAAAACGUGGCUUUGUUGUCUGGCUGUACGCUUCUAAAAGGCGCGGAGAAAAGCGGUGGAAAUACUACAAACGCGCGAUAAAUGAAGCAAUUAGCGAAUAUUUGCUGGCGCGCGUGCAAAACCAGCAAGCGCAGGCGUGCGGGUGGAGUUUGCAGGUGAGCCCAAGAAAGGCGCGCAUUAGGUGAAGCCGGCUCACAUGUCUUCUUUGGCGAAUUUAAGCUCGCAAAGGGUGAUCCGCAGUGUUGAAGGUCAGCGUGCGGGCGUUUGAUGAUAUGCGAUGGCAGCCAGCACCUGCGCAGAGAAGCUGGCCGCAUCUUAUAGAUCUCCGCGCAAAAUAUCAACGAAGCAGACAUAGACGUAUAAAUUUAAGUUCUACAUUUUUGCUUUGCGACUGGCGUUCAAAGCUCUGCUUUUGUGACUUGUAAAAAUACUAUAGAUCGAUUUAAGUUUAUAUCUCCGAUUAGAUUUGCAAUGUUUGAGCUCAUAUGCUUGUGAUCUGACUCAUUUGAGCAUAUUUGCUUGCCUGCAGAUACAUAUAUAUGCCCAUAUGCAGUACUUUUAUGCGGAGCAGGAUUUUUUCUUUAUGUAAACAGCAAUCAAAAGUGAUGUAGUUGUAAGAGAAAAUGUUUUCCAAUUAACAAAAAAAAAAAACAUACAAAAAAACGAACUCAAACGCAAACACGAAUAUAAUAAAUGAUAAACAUUCUUAUUCACAGUCCGAUAUUUGUUACAUUGAAAAUCGAAAAAAUUCGCUGUAACUGUAUUCAAAUACGUACGUCUGCUUUGGUUGUACGUAUGUAUGUGUGCACAAAAUACGAGCAUUUUCAAAAAUUCAUUGAUAGAGCCCUGGUAGGUUCUCGGUUUGACACAAAUUUCGUGCCAUUUAUAAAAAAAAAACUAAUCUAUGUAUGUAUAUGUAAAGGAGGAAAACGCGAGCGCGAAAGUAGAAAAAAAAACAUUAAACAAAAACAAGUUUUAAUUGAAAUAACCAACAUUUUUUUAUAAAAAAAUAUUAUAUAAUUUGUAAGCACUGUAUAUUUCACUUAACUUUCUUUUUUAUUCAUACAAUACAAUAGUUUCUAAGCAAAAUGUUUCUAAUUAAUAUUUACUUAUACUAGUGUAGAAAUGUUAUACUCCUAACACUAUGCUAUGUCCGCUGUAAAACACAGUGCAAGUGCAAUUGAUGUAAUUUUACAAAAACACAAAUAUUUUAUGUUAAGUUAACAGCCAUGGGGCUGUCAAUGGGAAAUUUGCGUGACCGCUUGUCGAUCGACGCUAGAGACCAAAUUCGAAUGGAAAUGAUCAAAAACCAAAAAAUGAAUCUUCAGCAAAAUUUCUACAAUUAAAAUAAUUUUACUAUUAUUAUAAUUUUUUUUAGUGUGAAGCACUUUUCAUAUUUUAUCUACAAUAAGUUAAUAUU